CUCCAGCAAGAAGUAAAACUGUGUUAUUUCCUAAAUCUGAUGGAUGUUACGCCGUCCAGAAACGUUGUCAAAACCUCAAAUCAAUCAUUAGAUUCUCUUGCUAUUCACUGACCUAUAAAUUAAAUGAUUGCCACCAAAACUGGUGAGGAUAAGGUGUAUCUCUUCAGCAGAACAGAGAUGGUUCUUUGAAGUGGUUAGGUUCUGCUUCAUUAGUUUCUCUGCAUAGAGAUGGGUUUUGAGACCAAGGCAUGGUUAGUUUUGCCUCUUCUUUUCUUGCUUGCAAACUGUUUGCAAAAAUGCGUCACUGGAAAAUCUCAAGUUCCUUGCCUUUUUAUCUUCGGGGACUCUUUGUCUGAUAGUGGAAACAACAAUGACCUUCCAACCACUGCAAAAUCUAAUUACAAUCCAUAUGGGAUCGACUUCCCAACUGGCCCAACUGGAAGAUUCACCAAUGGCCGGACCACAAUUGACAUAAUUACUCAACUUCUCGGAUUUGAGGAUUUCAUCCCACCCUUUGCAAACACUAGUGGUUCAGACAUACUUAAAGGUGUGAACUAUGCAUCUGGGUCAGCUGGAAUUCGUAAUGAGAGUGGCACGCAUUUGGGUGUUUGCAUCAGCUUGGGAUCACAGUUAACAAAUCACAAAGUCAUAGUUUCUCAAAUUGCCACAAGAUUCGGAAAUCGUGAAAACGCUCAACAAUACCUUAACAGGUGCUUGUAUUAUGUGAGCAUAGGCAGCAAUGAUUACAUAAACAAUUACUUCCUGCCCCAAUUCUACCCAACAAGCAGCAUUUAUAGUCCUGAGCAGUAUGCAGAAGCUCUGAUUGAAGAGUUAUCUUUGAAUUUACUGGAUCUACAUGACAUUGGAGCAAGAAAAUAUGUGUUGGUUGGGUUGGGCCGUUUAGGCUGCACUCCAAAAGCAAUCUAUACAACCGGAAACGGGUCUUGCGCUGAAGAGGAGAAUGCUGCUGCAGUCAUUUUUAAUGCCAAACUUAAAUCUCUUGUGGAACUUUUCAAUAACAAGUUAUCUACUAUUUCCAAGUUCAUCUUCAUAAACAGUACAUCCAUUGACCGAGAGAAUUCACUUGUCAUGGCAUGGAUGAUCUCAGUCUCAGGUAUUUCGGUGACUGAUGCUGCUUGCUGCAGAACAACGUUGCAUGGAGAGUGUAUUCCUGAUGAAAGGCCAUGCUAUAAUAGGAAUGAAUAUGUGUUUUGGGAUGAUUUUCAUCCCACAGAGGCUUGGAACCUACACACUGCGAUGAAGUCUUAUGAUACUUCUUCUAAUCAAGCCUUCACUCACCCAUUGGAUAUCAAGAACCUUGUUCUUGAGAAAGAUCUUAAGAAAGAAUCGGAGUUCAUAAAUGGGAUCACAUCACAGCUCAGUGCUCCUGCAUAAUUAAGUUCAUGUUAUCAUGUAGAUCAUUCAUGUGAAGCUGAAUAGUUUAUUCAUUGAAUAAGUUGAGUAAUAACCUGCCACUAGGGGUAAGUCAGGCCAGACUUUGGUUAAAUAGGGCUGAUCUAUAUAAAAAAAUUCAAUAACCGAGUCUGGUAUGUUCCUUAUUAUAGACUUUCUUUUAGGCCUAAGUCUAAUCUUUUUGAAAGUCCGGAGUCCGGCUGAUAACCUAUUUUAUAUAAGACAUUCGAAUGGAUUGUCAAAUUAAUUUUUAAA
This is a messenger RNA of Lotus japonicus, 1668 nucleotides long. Its product is annotated as GDSL esterase/lipase At1g29670-like. Gene Ontology annotation, molecular function: hydrolase activity, acting on ester bonds. The transcript has 5 exons. The coding region runs from base 229 to 1395 and encodes 388 amino acids. The record is from RefSeq and is a predicted model, not a curated record. NCBI's taxonomy places the organism in Eukaryota, Viridiplantae, Streptophyta, Magnoliopsida, Fabales, Fabaceae.